Messenger RNA from Ipomoea triloba (trilobed morning glory), 2731 nucleotides. Its product is annotated as nitrate regulatory gene2 protein-like. The record is from RefSeq and is a predicted model, not a curated record. NCBI's taxonomy places the organism in Eukaryota, Viridiplantae, Streptophyta, Magnoliopsida, Solanales, Convolvulaceae. Bases 390 to 2555 code for a protein of 721 amino acids. The transcript has 5 exons.
CUUCUCUCUCUCUCUCACAUUUCCAUCUUUCUUUGUUUCUCUGCGGUGGGUUCUAGCUGUGUGUGAAAAGGUAUACUGAAAUGCAUGGGUUGGAUUUGGGAACCCAGACAAGAAAGCCUUUCUUUUUUGCCAAUCUGAUUAUUAAGGUUUGCUUUUCUUAAACUUCAUUCAUUCACCAUUUCUUGGACAACAUUGUAUGCUUUCUCUGUUUGCUGUGAACUGUGAAGUACUGAAACAAAAAAGGUUUCUUUUUUAUCAAUCUUUACUUUACUUUAGCAAUCUCCUGUUAGGGUUUUAAUCUUUUGUUUUGUGGGAGUUAGUUUUACUGAAAAAUUGUGAGAAUUAGUGGGGAAAUGCUGCAGAUUUUAGGUUUAUGAAGAAAUAGAGGAAUGGGGGGAACAAGUUCAAAGGGUGAGAGGAGUGAAGCUUUGAGAUUGUGUAAGGAGAGGAAGAGAUUCAUCAAGAAUGCCAUAGAUUCUAGGUAUGCUUUAGCAGCUGCCCAUGUUUCCUAUGUUCAAUCCCUGAGAAACCUAGGAUUUGGUCUGAGGAGGUAUGCUGAGGCUGAGAUGUUGAUAGAGUCAUCUGUCUCAGCUUCUGCCCCUGACAUGGACAAAACCCCCUCACAUUCCUCAUAUCCAUCACCCUCACCAUCCCACAUUGGUGGGGUGUCCGAUUCCCCCGUGCCCAACGAGAGCCCCGUGUCGCCCCUCACUACUAGGAUGAGUUACAUGAGGCUAGGGGGGACUGGUGCUGUUACUGUUAAAAUGGCGCCCCCUGUCGUGAAUGGGUAUGUGGAAGAAGGCGGAUUCGCAAUGCCACCGCCCCCUCCUCCUCCCGAGGCAGGGUAUUCUUGGGAUUUCUUUUAUCCCCCCGAUGAUUCCGAGAGCUUUAGGUUUGUGGCUCAUAAUGAUGCUCAUAUGAGCGAGGAAAAGGAUGAUGAUGAUGAUGUUGGUAAUGGGGGUCAAGAAGAAUUCAUGACGCCCAAAUCCGAGCCUAGACAUAACGGGCGUACUAAAUCAGAUGUGGAUAAUUCACAUUUCACACCCGAGAGGACAGACAAUAAUUGUCGGGAGGCAAUUGAGAACGAAGCUAACAAUGAUCGAAGCCAAGAAAUGGGAAAAGAGACUGGCAAAGAUGUGGAAAGUAAAGAUGGUCUACAACCGUCUGGAUCAAGGGGAGAUAAUAAUAAGUGUUUGGUGGAGAAAGAUGCGCGUGCACAAAGAGAGGAUCCUUCCGAGUUCAUAACACAUAGGGCUAAAGAUUUUCUCUCGAGUAUAAAAGACAUCGAGCAUCGGUUCACAAGAGCAUCAGAGUCUGGUAAAGAAGUCUCCCGGAUGCUCGAGGCUAACAAAAUUCAUGUCGGAUAUUCAAUGGCUAAAGGCAAUUCACCGGCUGCACUCUCCCUCACUUCCAUUGGCACAGUUUGCUGCCGAAGAGGAACCAACAAAAAUGUUGGUGAAGGGGAGCAGCACGCAACAAAGAUUAUUACUUGGAAACGGACAACAUCUUCGAGAUCAUCGUCAUCAAGAAACCCUCUUAAUACAAAGGAUGACAAUGAUGAUAGUGGAAGCGAUUUUGUUGAUGAUUUCUGUAUGAUCUCCGGAAGCCACUCAUCCACUCUCGACAGACUAUAUGCAUGGGAGAGGAAGCUCUAUGACGAAGUGAAGGCAAUUGAGUCAAUUAGAAGGGAUUAUGAUCGAAAGUGCGACCAGCUAAGGCACCAAUCUGCAAAAGAUCUGAGUGCCCAAGUAAUUGACAAAACCCGAGCAGGGGUAAAAGACCUGCAUUCACGAAUCAGGGUGGCGCUUUAUUCUGUCGACUCGAUAUCAAAGCGAAUUGAGAAAAUGAGGGAUGAAGAGUUGUUGCCUCAACUUUUGGAACUUAUUCAAGGGUUGAACAGAAUGUGGAGAGCCAUGCUUGAAUGCCAUCACACUCAGUAUAUUACUAUAUCCCUAGCGUACCACGCCAAAACUUCAACUGGAAGUCCACGGGGAAACAUGCAAAAGCAGAUUAUGGAUCAACUGCUCAACGAAGUGGAGUGUUUUGGCUUGAGUUUUGCUGAUUGGAGCAACAGCCAUACGAUGUACGUAGAAGCUCUUAAUGCCUGGCUACAGAACUGCAUAUUGCAACCUCGAGAGCAGGUCAAGAGGAGAAGAACCUUUUCGCGACCCCUUUCCCCACGACGAGGAGUGCCCCCUCCAAUAUUUGUUUUGUGUCAGGCCUGGUUAUCCAAUAUUCAAUCUCUGCCAUCUCGAGAACUCAACGAUGCCAUCAGAGCCUUUCUGUAUGACCUAAGCCAGUCAGGCGAACACCACCCGGAGGAACAACACAAGAAAGAAACAACUGUUGAUGCUACCAACACCGGGGAAGGAGGGAAGAGCAGCGAGACAUCAUCAGACUUGAACUGCAUACAUGCGAGCUUGACAAGAGUUCUCAACAGACUGACAAAAUUCUCCGAGGCUUCUUUGAAAAUGUGUGAAGAUGUCAGGCAGAGAUGCGAGAUGGCUACAAAUGCAUAUGUGAACUAUAAACCACCAAGAUCUUUCAGCAUAUGAUACCCUUCAAAUCUUUAUUUAUGAAAGUAGAUGUCUGCAACUAUAAACACCUGUAAAUCAAAGUACAGGAAGCUUUUUCAUGCAUAGGAUAUGAUCUUAGUGAGGAAUGGAUGGUUGUGAUUUGUGGAACAGAACACUAUUUCAUAUUAAUGCUAAAUGAUACACAUCUUUCUAUA